CUUGGCGUGUCUGUGAGCCUCUUCUGUGGUCUUUGUGUGUCAUGGAUUUAGUAAACAGCCUUAAUAAACAGGUUUGCUGUUUUUAUUCUGGGUCUUCUCUAAGAUGCUGUUAAAAAGCUCACCACCCUCCAAAACACCUCCACAGGCCGCCGUCAUGCCGCCGGUGUUGAACAGCACAAACUACGAUUAUGACUACGACGUGGUCCAGCCCUACUUCUUCCUGAAUGGUGAAGAGGAAGACUUCUACCCUCCUCCACGCAGCCAGCUCCUGCCGGCUCCCAGCGAAGACAUCUGGAAGAAGUUCGAGCUGCUGCCUACACCUCCCUUGUCCCCCAGCCGGAGACCCUCCCUGUCUGCCGCCGACCACUUGGAGGCGGUGUCUGACCUCUUGGACGAUGACCACAGCUCCUCUGCAGCAUUUCUGCAAUCCUUCAUCAUCCAGGAUUGCAUGUGGAGCAGCAGCUUCGCCGCCGCCACAGAGCUGGAGAAGGUGGUGUCAGAGAGGCUGGCCUCGCUGCGGGCCCGCCGGGACUCCUGCAACACUAAGACCAUCACAGACAGAACAGCUGACGAGCAGGUGGGCGGGUCUCAAGUGAGCGCUGGGUACCUGCAGGACUUCCACACCUCGGUGACAGACUGCAUUGACCCCUCUGUGGUGUUCCUGGGUGAGAAGCAGAUGGAUGAUGGUGUGGCGAUGGAGGUGGGGUCUGAGCUGAGACUGGACUCGCCACCACCCAGCAGCAGUGACAGUGAAUCAGAAGAGGAAGAUGAUGAUGAGGAAGAGGAAGAGAUCGAUGUGGUGACAGUGGACAGGAGAAAGUCAUCUCGGCGGUCCCACACCUCCCCUCUGGUCCUCAAACGCUCUCACGUCAACAUCCACCAACACAACUACGCUGCCCAGCAACCCCCUGAGAAACGGGUGAAGGCGGAGAGCAGCAGCGCGGCACCGAGGCAGAGCGGCGGGCGCCGGUGCUGGAGCCCGAAAUCGGAGGGCGAGGACAACGACAAGCGCAGGACUCACAACGUGCUGGAGAGGCAGCGGAGAAACGAGCUGAAGAUGAGCUUCAUGGUUCUGAGGGACGAGGUCCCAGCGGUGGCCAACAAUGAAAAAGCGGCGAAGGUGGUGAUCCUGAAGAAGGCGGCGGAGUUCAUCAUGGAGGUCAGAGAGCAGGAGAGGAAGCUGUUGGCAAAGAAAGAUGAACUGAGGAAGAGGAGCAGAGAGCUGAAGCAGAGGCUGCAGCAGCUCAGGACUUCACAUUAACAUCUGCUCAGUCGUUCUAGUUUCUUCACUUCAGGUUUUAAAGCUAAAAUAAUGACCGACGUCACCUGAAUGCAGCACGCUGCCCGUGGGGCUCGCUGCUCGUCUGCAAUCAGGUUUUCUGUUUUUUUUAUUUAUUUUUGUUUUUAUUGACUAUUUUAAUUUAAAGUAGUUUUUCAAACAUUCCAGUUUAUGAGGCGACAAUGUGAAUAAAUAUGUGUCAUAACUUUAAUUUACAGCUGAUGAUGAACAAUAAUUUAAUUCACUAUAUUUAAUCUGUUCACUCCCUAAAGUUGUCUUUUGUAUUUUUAAUUUCAGAGUUUAUUUUUAUAUAUAUUGUUUUUGUUCAAAAGCUUUUUUGCACUAAAAGUACAUCAGAAGUGUUUUCAUCCCUUCAGAAUAAAAGCCCUUCACAUGUUGGAGCUUC
Molecule: messenger RNA, 1685 nt
Organism: Haplochromis burtoni (Burton's mouthbrooder)
Lineage: Eukaryota; Metazoa; Chordata; Actinopteri; Cichliformes; Cichlidae
Product: transcriptional regulator Myc-2-like
Biological process (GO): positive regulation of cell population proliferation; regulation of transcription by RNA polymerase II
Molecular function (GO): RNA polymerase II cis-regulatory region sequence-specific DNA binding; DNA-binding transcription factor activity, RNA polymerase II-specific; protein dimerization activity
Source: RefSeq, a predicted model, not a curated record